UCUGAGUUGACGUGAGUCGAUCCACAUGGUGUGGGGCUGGAGAAUAAAGAGUGUGGAGUUGAACUCGUGCCAUUGUAGUGACUCAUCUCGGGCAGAGCGCAGGGGCUCAGAGCAAGACAGCGAGCAGCGCACGGCAGGGACAGAGAGAGCGAGCGAGCGAGCGAGAGAAAGAGGGGGAGAGAGAGAGAGGGAGGGCGAAGCGAGGAGAGACGCGCGAGGCCGGCCAGUCCCGGAGCGGACACGGGGUGCAGGUCACUGCGGCGCGGAGCCACGUCCCUCUCAGCAUCGCUCAGCCUGGAACCCCACGGGCACUGUCCCGCCGGCGCGAUCAGGGCUGCUGGACCGGCGCUCGCUGCCUUGUCCUAAGUCAAGUGUCCGUGUCGCCGGGAAACUCAGGCGGCGAGUUGGCCACAGGAAGUUUAUUCUCGGGCUCCUUUUCUAAAAGGAGGAAACAGAAGUUUCUCCCAACCGGCAGCUUUUCUUUUUCUCCUUUUUGGCGCUCUGUGAGAUUGGGAAGAGAGUCCCUCAGAGCUGCCAAGCGACACCCUCUGGGCUCCUAGUCUUUUUGCGUUGCCCAUUUUUCUCCAGCCCGUGGGUCCCGGCGGAGCUCCGGCUGCGCGCGGGGGCGGAAGGGCGCGCGCAGGGGAGGGACUGAGGGACGCGCCGACUUUUUAGAGGGAGGGACCCGGUGGACAACCGGUUCCGCGGAGCUUGCAGAGCAGAAACGAAGUGCGGUGCGCGGUGAUCGGGGGAUCACUUCCCGAGUGUCGCCGCCUCCCUGUCUGCCUCGGUUGGGGGACAGCCCCGGAGCGAAGAGCCCAGUCCGCCGCGGGGCCAGUGGACCAGCGAGCGCGCAGCAGACUGUGCGCGGCCGCGGCGAGGGCGGGGAAGAAAACCACCCUGUUUCCUCUCCGGCCCCCACCGCGGAUCAUGUACCAGGAUUAUCCCGGGAACUUUGACACCUCGUCCCGGGGCAGCAGCGGCUCUCCUGCGCACGCGGAGUCCUACUCCAGUGGUGGCGGCGGUCAGCAGAAGUUCCGGGUAGAUAUGCCUGGCUCGGGCAGCGCCUUCAUCCCUACCAUCAACACCAUCACCACCAGCCAGGACCUGCAGUGGAUGGUCCAGCCCACAGUGAUUACCUCCAUGUCCAACCCUUAUCCACGCUCACACCCCUACAGCCCGCUGCCAGGCCUGGCUUCAGUACCUGGGCACAUGGCUCUCCCCAGACCCGGCGUGAUCAAGACCAUCGGUACCACCGUGGGCCGCAGAAGGAGAGAUGAGCAGCUGUCUCCUGAAGAAGAGGAGAAGCGUCGAAUUCGGCGGGAGAGGAACAAGCUGGCUGCAGCCAAGUGUCGGAACCGUCGCCGGGAGCUGACAGAGAAGCUGCAAGCGGAGACAGAGGAGCUGGAGGAAGAGAAAUCUGGUCUGCAGAAAGAGAUUGCUGAGCUACAGAAGGAGAAGGAAAAGCUGGAGUUCAUGUUGGUGGCCCACGGCCCCGUGUGCAAAAUCAGCCCCGAGGAGCGCCGGUCGCCCCCGACCUCCGGGCUGCAGCCCAUGCGUGGUGCGGGCGCCGUGGUGGUGAAGCAGGAGCCGCUGGAAGAGGACAGCCCCUCUUCCUCAGUGGUAGGGAUGGACAAGACCCAGCGCUCUGUCAUCAAGCCCAUCAGCAUUGCUGGGGGUGGUUUCUAUGGGGAAGAGCCUCUGCACACCCCCAUCGUGGUGACCUCCACACCUGCCAUCACUCCAGGCACUUCAAACCUUGUCUUCACCUACCCCAGUGUCCUGGAACAGGAGUCUCCCGCGUCGCCCUCGGAGUCCUGCUCCAAGGCUCACCGCAGAAGCAGCAGCAGUGGGGACCAGUCUUCAGACUCCUUGAACUCCCCCACACUGCUGGCCCUGUAACCCCCUGCUCCUCUGGCCAGCUCUGGAGGAGUCAUCAUCAUUGUCACCUUUCCCCGGGACCAGUACCUUUAAGCGCUCCAGGGUCAUGAGGGCAAGAGGGGGACCUUGGCUCUGGGGACCCAAUGGGACUUAGUGGUGAGGCACUGGUUGAUCUCUUAGAAGCCCCGGGACCCUCCCCCUUCCCCCAUUCAUCUUGCAAGCAAAUCCUCUUUCUUGAGAAGCCGAGGAGAACUUGGUUUGGUGGACUCCGACACCUCUCCUGCUUCUGAAGCACCUAGAGCUUGCCCGGAUGGUUCCUGUCCCUCUGUUAUGCUGUUGUCUCUGGAGUGCUGGUGUCCUUUCCUGCCCCACCAAGCAUGCUCAGUGCCUUUCGUUUUGGCGGGCCCCCCCCCCCCCCCCAGGUCCAUUCCCUCUGGGUUUUUAUGAGAUUUGCCAUGACAUUUCAUCUGGGUGGUCUGGAUAUUAAAGCGCUUUUAUUUCCGGA
Messenger RNA from Myodes glareolus (Bank vole), 2386 nucleotides. It is a transcript of the gene Fosl2, whose product is annotated as FOS like 2, AP-1 transcription factor subunit. Gene Ontology annotation, cellular component: nucleus. Gene Ontology annotation, biological process: regulation of transcription by RNA polymerase II. The record is from RefSeq and is a predicted model, not a curated record. NCBI's taxonomy places the organism in Eukaryota, Metazoa, Chordata, Mammalia, Rodentia, Cricetidae. Gene Ontology annotation, molecular function: RNA polymerase II cis-regulatory region sequence-specific DNA binding; DNA-binding transcription factor activity, RNA polymerase II-specific.